Wallemia mellicola CBS 633.66 is the source of this 429-nucleotide messenger RNA. RefSeq names its product clathrin adaptor, sigma subunit/coatomer, zeta subunit. Lineage: Eukaryota; Fungi; Basidiomycota; Wallemiomycetes; Wallemiales; Wallemiaceae. Gene Ontology annotation, cellular component: membrane coat; intracellular membrane-bounded organelle. The transcript has a single exon. The record is from RefSeq and is a predicted model, not a curated record. Gene Ontology annotation, biological process: intracellular protein transport; vesicle-mediated transport. The coding region runs from base 1 to 429 and encodes 142 amino acids.
AUGAUAGAAUCAAUUUUAAUUUUUAAUCAACAAGGCAAACCCCGAAUAAUAAAAAAUUAUGACGAUAAAAUAAAUAAAUCUGAAUUAAUUAAAGAAUCUUAUAAUCUAAUAAAAGAUAGAAAGGACGUAUGUAAUUUCAUAAAUCAAGGUCAAUAUACUCUAGUUUAUAGGAAUUAUGCUACUUUAUACUUUUGUCUUUUAAUAAAUCAACAAGAAAGUCUAUUAGCUAGCUUGGAUUUGAUACACGUUUUGGUUGAGAGUUUAGAUAAACUAUUUGAGUCAGUUUGCGAACUGGAUUUGAUAUUUAAUUUUGAUAAAGUACACUUACUUAUUGAUCAAUUCGUUCAAGGUGGUUUAGUCAUUGAAACAAACGUCAAUCAGAUCGUCAGUAGCUGUGAGUUUUCCAGUUCCUUUGUUUAUAUCUACUAA